AACAGUACAGAACAAAAUAAUAAAAGAAAUGGGGAUAAUGAACUCAAACAAAAUUCUUCAGGUACAUCCUUAAACAGACACUUGUUUCAGACUGAAUUGUUAAGUCAAAAGUCAGUCUCCAAGAAAAGGUGGCAACAAUACCAGCUUUUUCAAAUUCCAUUUUUGAGUGGUACCAAUUCUGUGUUUCCAUGCAUAGAAAAUAAAAAAAAUAAUUUUCUGGAAAAUGUAUGUUCUGCAGAGGAUAAAAAUUAUUCCAGUAGCGACAAGGAAACUACGGCAGAAAGAGACAAUAAAGAAAAAAAAAAUUCAUUGUAUAUUAUUCCAGCAUUGAAACCUUUUAAAAGUAUACAACCACUGGAAAUCCCCAAUUUUCAAUUUCCUAGGAUUUCAAAUAAAAUAAAUAGUAAACAAUCAUCAACUAACUCUAGGGAGACAGAUUGGAAGAAUUUUGAAAACACACCAUCUUUAAUGCAAUCUAAACAGACACAUGGCGUGCAAAAAAUGUCUGAGAUAGGGAAACAAAAAAUGAAAAAUGAUAAAAGAAGUGUAAGAGCUUCAACUGUUGGUUCUGAAUUUAAAGAAAAGAAUAGCCCAGCAAAUAAGAAACAGGAGCACAGUACUUUUGCAAAAGGAGAAAUAUCUGGAACUUAUUUCAGAUGCAACAGCACUGACAUUGAAUGUAAUAAAAUAUUUGCUGAAAAUGACUUCAAAGAUAAAAUGCUGGAGAAUUCAGAGGGUGAUGAUGACCAGAAGUCAAAGAUUUACAUUUACAUUAGUGCUAAAAAUGCUCAGAAUGAGAAAUGUGUCAGCUCUAAUGAUCUUUUGCAGAGAAGGGGGAGGAAGAGCACUAAUGAGAAUGCGGAAACAUUUAAUGUACAGAUGAGUAUUCCAGUAACAACAGAAGCAUUAGAGAAAAAUAAGUUAAACCUACACUGUGGUGUGCAUGAUUCCAACAGAGAUAUUAGUUUGUAUGAGGCAGAAUCAAAACUCUCCACAAAGGAAAUACUUGAUUUCCAAAGUUAUGUAACAAAAAAUAUUACAUUUGAAAGUAAUUGUCCUUGCAAGGUUGUGCAGGAUUUUCCAGAUAAGAGAGAGAGUUGCAAUAUAUUUAGGGGGAAGAAAAUGUUUGAAUUGAAAUUUUCAUUUCAAAACAUGUUGUUUGGAUGGGUCAGGAUGUGGACUGAGUCUUUCCAUGAAGAUAUGCCCACAUAUCAGGAGGACAGUGUUACACCUUGGUCUCAUUGCUGUGACAUAUUAAAUGAGCAGUGUGAUGCUCAAGAGUUGGUAAAGAGCACUAUAAAUAGGAACCACGACAAUAAAAUAUUCAUGUGUUUGUUGGCUGUUACUUCAAAGCAUAUGAAGGUAGAGGUACUAGAGACAAUUCUUGCUUCCUUUUUCAGUAGCACAAAUACUUUACUGACAACUGAGGGAAAGUCUGUGCAAGAGGAGAAAUGGUAUUUAUGUGGCAGAAAGCAAAAUCAGUUAAACUCAUGCACGGAUGAGUCUUUGAGGCAAACCACAGGAUUUCUUAAUGAAAAUGAAACUUAUCCAGGCUUUUUAAGUUCUAAAUUUGUGGAAAGCAUUGAUUUUGAGUUACAUAAUGGAUGCAAGAGAAGAUGCUUUUCUAGAACUUUAGGUGAAGAAGAGUACACUUUCCUACAAAGAGGUGCCCUCUUUCAUAACCAAAAAAGCAGAUUAUGUAAGAGAAGACUUGUCAGGAAACAUCAUCUCUUGCCCAGAAUGAGUGAAGGGUUUAGCACUGAUUUGAGGUCAAUCAGUCACAAAAACAGUAUGAAAAAGCAAAUUUUAGCUGCUAAAUGCCUGAUCUUGCUGCAGGGCUUUUCUAACUGUUCUUCACUACACAAGAUCUACUGCUACAAUGUCACAAAAGUACAGUAUCUGAUAGGAGCCAAUCUUAGAUAUCGGAGUUACUUUCCUGCUCAUUCCCAACUGGAAUCUGAAAAGGUGAAUAAGGAAAGCACAAGUCAGGAAAUAUCAGUAACUUCUGUAAAGCAGGAGAAGAAUAAGCCAAGCAUAAGGCUUAAUAGUUCUUUUCAUAUAGAAUUAAAUAAAGAUUUCCCUUUUGUUUUAUAUGAAAAUAAGAAACACAAACCAACUCGAUAUAGAACUUGCAUAACUUCUACAAAUGAAGUCACUAAUGAAGUAACAUAUACCAUGAAAAAAAAUUUGGGUAGCUCUAGUUAUAUAAAUGCUGAUGAAAAAUGUGUUAAUACAAAAGAGUGGCAAAUAAAUCAUCAUAAUUUUCUUUCUAAAAGAUCCUUUUCCAUAUUUGACACAUAUGAAAAAAUUCCCCUAGCUACUGAUCCUGAAGACUUUGACCAGAUCCCAGUUGUAAAGCAAGACAGUUGUAUCAGAAAAAAGUUUCGUGACGAAAGUGCAGUCACUGGUUCAAAAGAGAUUCAGUGUUUGCCUAUUAAAUCAAACGAUGUCUUAGUUCUGUCUGAGCAGCCAAAAGCAACCACAGAAAAAUAUAAUUCUCUCCUGUUGCUAGAUAGACAAACAAACAAACAUGAGAAUUGCAAAGAUUUAAAUACUUGUAGCCCACAUUUAGCAAAUAAAAAAGUAGAAGACCAAGACACUUAUUUAAAUUCUGAAAAUUUAUUUCCUAGUUCCUCAAAUAUUUAUCAGUCUGUCACUUUGCCAUUGGACAGCAGCUCUUUUGUCAACAGAGAAAUAAGUGAAGAUGGGCACUGCAGGAGUUCCUCAAGUGCAGACAAACAAAAGGCAAGUGAAACAAUUCCUGCCGUGGUACAGUAUCCAUCCACGGGAAGUCCUGCCAUGACAGAUACAUACUUGCAAUUUCAGGCUAAAGAAACAGCACAGUUUUCUUUGCGACGACAUGAACAGACAAAUAAGACAGGCAGCUCAGAGCCAGGAACUUUGAAACAUCUUGAAUAUGUAAAAGAACAGGAGGAGAGAAAUUAUGAACAAAUGCAUGUAACUAAUGAAAGUCAAUGUGAGACUGUGAUGAAUUACUUGAUUAUGUCAUAUUCAGAAGAUAAAGCUAAAACAUUCAUUGCUGAAGAAGAGGAAUUAAAAAUGCCUUUAUCCACUACGAACAAUGGAUGCCUUGAAGAUGUAAAAGAUAAGUAUUUACCCUUAGAAGAUAAAAUCACAGAUGAAUUCAAACUGAAGAGAAAAUUUGAUUUAGUACUAGAAGAGCUACAUAUGUUUCAUGAAAUUAGCACAGAAAAUGUAAACAACGUAUCUAGUUUGGAAACAAACUUGUCCAACGUUUAUUCGGAAUUAAAUAACGCUGAGGGAAUAGAUGAAAAUGUGGCAAGGGGUUCUCAAAGGAAGAUAUGUAUUUCUUCUCCAAUCUGUGGUACCACAAAAGGAAAACACAUAAGUGACAUUAAUGAAAGUUCAUUAAAUGAAAAGAUAUUAAAUGAAAAUGAAGACCAGAAAGAAUCUAAGGAAUAUUCUACUUCAGGAUGGUCAAGGGAAGAAUUGUUGCAUUCACCUGCAGAAGGUGCAGCCUAUAGAAAUCCAUACACAUGGGAUCCAGGCAGUCUUUUUAAGGAACAAAGCUAUAAUUUACAGAAAGAAGGAGGAUACUUUCUGUCUCGUGAUGUCAUAAGAGUACAGCCUCUGAAAACGUGCAAGGGCCCCAUCAGGAUUGGGCUGUCAAGAAAGGCUCAGCCAAAGAAGCUUCAUCCUUAUCUGAAAUGACUUACUGGAUUCUUUUACUAGCCUUCACAUCUGGGAUCACUCUACUUGAAAACUGUUGAAAUGUUUUAAUGUUAAUUUUUUUUUUUUUUUUUUUGGUACUUUGAUCUCUGUGGUUUAAGGGGUUUUUAGAUAUUAAUAUUGCAGUAUUUGCUAGUGAUUUAUUUAGGAAUACUCCUGCGAAUACUUGAUAGCAAAGGGAUUUAUAAUGAAUGUUUACUAGUAGAAGUUUUAAUGGAAGGGUGAAUUCCUUCUAAAGUUUAUGUAAUAUUAAUAAAAUCUGUCAUGUAUUUUUCAUCUAUUAAAAUAUACAGUUGAAAUUUUCUGUCACAUCCACACAUCCUUAGAAUCCUCUGUGUGUUUGUGUAGUUUUAAAAACUCAGUAAGUAUUUUUAAAGAGAUUUGUUACAAAUGUUUAGAGUGAUGUACAAGAGAAUUUCAGGAAGCUAAGUUUAGAUUGCUAAAAGAAGAUUAUGUUUUCAGCUUCAGAGGUUGUUUCCUCUGAGGUACUUUCAGUUCCAUGUACUUGUCCCAUUAGACAAAGAGUUGGAAAGGAAUAAAGCUAUAAAGGCUACAGACAGAUUGUCUCAUUCCGAGGGUAGUGAUUCCAUUGUAUAUAAGUGGAUGCAAAAUAACAGUACAUAAAUUCUGGAGAUUAUGUAUCUCAAGAAAUGGGGACACUUGGGCUGCUCUGGAGCAUACAGAUCUUGGUUAGGAACAUCUCUUAGUUGUUAUUAUACUGAUAUUUUUGUUGUAAAGAAUAGGGACAGUUUCAACCGAAUAAAAGCACAGCAAGAUACAAACCAGAGUGAAGUCUGAAAAAAAAUCCUGAAGUGUCAGAACAAGAGUAAUCUAAUAACAGGUAUACAGAAGAAAGCUUUAAGCCCUCUGUGAUUGCACAGAGCUUUUUAGAAAGAGCAUAUUUCACCCUGCAGUGGAUACGAGAAUUCCAGUAUAAAAAGUGUUACAGAACAGUGAUGGAAUAAUGAUAAAUCCCAAUACAAAUAAUAAUACAUGAUUGCAGCUGACACAAGGAAACUGAGCAAGCUGAACUGAUGGGGAAUUUAUCU
This is a messenger RNA of Corvus hawaiiensis (hawaiian crow), 4760 nucleotides long. RefSeq names its product RAD51 associated protein 2 (gene RAD51AP2). Bases 469 to 3693 code for a protein of 1074 amino acids. Lineage: Eukaryota; Metazoa; Chordata; Aves; Passeriformes; Corvidae. The record is from RefSeq and is a predicted model, not a curated record. The transcript is spliced from 3 exons.